AUGGCAGGCCACAGCCCUGACUACGAAGCUUCCCGCCAGCACUUUCAGCAGUGCUGCUUCCAGGAAGUGGAGACCAUCUCUGCCUACUGUCCACCACCACCUCAGAACCGCACUCUUCACGUGAAUGACAACAGCACGGGAAUUGACAACCUGGCCUGGAUCAGAGAACAUGCAGAGACCCCAGAUAGCAAGACAGAGACAUCAAGAACAAAAGAGAAUCGGAAAUGGGAUGAUACAAAGGAAGAAGAAAUGAACGAGCCUCUUCUGAGGUCCAGGUAAGUAUUUGGGCGCUCUGAGCUAAAAAGAGGCUAGGCAGGCACUCCAGUGUCAGGAAGGCAAUGAGGAGGUUCUCCAGAGAGUAAGGAGAAACCUGCAUCCCAGCAGAGGAUGAACCACUGAAGGCUUCAUACUGGGAGGAGACCUGCACACCUCCUGUGUGGGAAAAACUGCUCUCACAGCUCUCAGAGUUCUCUCUCUCUCCACCACCCAGUCCCCAAACUGGAAAAGGCUUCUAAAUGUCACGAAUGUGGGAAAAGCUUUAGUCGAAGUUCUUAUCUUGUUCGACACCAAAGAAUCGGAGAGAAACCUCCCAAGUGCAGUGAGUGUGGGAAAGGCUUCAGCUAGCACUCCAGUCUCACCGCCCACUUGAGAACUCACACAGGGGAGAGACCCUACCAGUGUGGGGAAUGUGGGAAAAGCUCCAACCAGAGCUGAAGCCUCACUGUUCCCCAGAGGACCCACACAGGGGAGAAGCCAUAUUAGCGUGCGGUCUGUGGGAAAAGAUUCAACAACAGCUUCCAGUUCAGCACUUAUGGUGAGUCCCACUGAGGAGAGCCCCACAGUUGCGGGCAGUGUGAGAAAAACUUCAACAACGGCUCCCAGUUGAGAGCCCACCAGACCCACACGAGGGAAAAACCUCACCAGUGCUCUCAGAGUGAGAAAAGCUUCACUAAGAGUCCUGCUCUGAAUGAACCAGCCUCACUGGGCCCCUCAGAAAUAGAGUACAUCAGGCAGCACCACCCAGCCCGCAAGCCCUAG
Messenger RNA from Cervus elaphus (red deer), 1038 nucleotides. RefSeq names its product zinc finger and SCAN domain containing 32 (gene ZSCAN32). Gene Ontology annotation, molecular function: DNA-binding transcription factor activity, RNA polymerase II-specific; RNA polymerase II cis-regulatory region sequence-specific DNA binding. Lineage: Eukaryota; Metazoa; Chordata; Mammalia; Artiodactyla; Cervidae. Gene Ontology annotation, biological process: regulation of transcription by RNA polymerase II. The record is from RefSeq and is a predicted model, not a curated record.